CUUGCCCAGCCCUAUAACCCUAUUUCCGGAGAAAUGAAGCGAACUAGCAGAAUUAUCGUUCCUGGAUUGCUAUAAUUGUGGAAGCAAUGUCUCGCUAUUCCAUUUCUGCCGAUUAAAAUUCUUAAUCCUAGAAACUCAAACAUAUUCUUCUAACCAAAUCGUCUACCACGGUGAAAGGAAUUAAUGGCUAAUACAAGGAGUAGGAAUAGAAACCAGAAUCAUGAUGAUGCAUCUUGUAGGAAGAAGAGGUUCAAAACUCGUGACAAAAGUGGUGUUAUACCCUGGUCAGAUCUGAACCAUGAUGUGCUUCUUUUAGUUCUAAUGAAACUGGGAGCGGUUGAUUUUAUUGCAUUCAGUGGAGUUUGCAAGUCAUGGAGAUCACUCGCACUCCCAAACAAGAAGAUCUUUAUGCAAUCCAGACCACCAAUGUCGAUAUGGAUCAAAGAUUGUCCUUAUAAGAAAGAAUGCUAUUUACAAGACUUUGAAGGAAUAAAGUUCAAAAUCCGCAUUCCUAAUUCUAUUGGCAGGAGAUGUGUUGGAUUAACUUGUGGCUUCUUGAUCUUGUUUGGGAGUAAAGUCCCUGACUUUUGGCUUGUGAAUCCCAUCACAAGGCAUCAACUUUAUUUCCCUCUGUUCCCUUGUUUAGCAAAGUGUGAUUCGAUUAAAUCUAUCCUUGUCUUUUCACCUUCAAUAUCUGGGUGGGUGUUGGUGGCGUUUCUGAAAUAUAGUCAUUCAAUUUGGUUUUGUAUAUUGGGUAAAGGAGAAUGGAUUCAUGUCUACUCUGCUUACACCCUCCUUGAUUUACUUGCUUUCAAGGGGAAGAUAUAUACCCUAUCAUCCAUCAAUAGUUAUUUAUGUGAAGAACUUAAACUCUAUCCAAAUCCCAAAUUGACAUUACUUAAAACCAAUAAUUUUCCAAAACCGGCUUGGAGCUUCUUACAUCGGGAGUUUGUAAAUGCAGGUGAAAAGCUUUAUCUCUUGGAUCGCGAUCCAAAAAAAGAUAUCUUUAGGGUUCAGGAACUAGAUUUUGGUGAAAUGAAAUGGGUGUUGUUAGAAGGAAAGGAAAUAGAGGAAUAUGCUUUCUUUCUUAGUGCCUUGAAUAUUUCUGUUGCUAUUAAACCAAAGUCGUGGACUAAAUCUCAGUUAUUACAUUACAGGAGAUAUGCUGUCACUAAGAAAAGUCGAAAAGGUAGGUUCAAUAUUGAACACAUGUGGUAUUUCCCUCAUGAAUGUUUGAAUGUUAAUAUCAUACAUGAGUGACACUUUUUACCACUCUUUGUCUUUGUUUGUAUCUUUGCAUAUAUUUGAUAUUCUCAAAACAUGAUUGUCUUAAACAGUUUCCUCACUUGUUCCAUUUG
Molecule: messenger RNA, 1358 nt
Organism: Lactuca sativa (garden lettuce)
Lineage: Eukaryota; Viridiplantae; Streptophyta; Magnoliopsida; Asterales; Asteraceae
Molecular function (GO): protein binding
Source: RefSeq, a predicted model, not a curated record